Molecule: messenger RNA, 402 nt
Organism: Neogale vison (American mink)
Lineage: Eukaryota; Metazoa; Chordata; Mammalia; Carnivora; Mustelidae
Gene: CFAP141
Product: cilia and flagella associated protein 141
Exons: 2
Coding region: 1-402 (133 amino acids)
Source: RefSeq, a predicted model, not a curated record
AUGAUUAAAUGGCUCCUUCAACACAUCCCAGGUUCCAAGUUAGCUCCGGUUACCCUUUCAAGGAGCUCGCGGUCCUCGGACACUGGCCCGGAGGCCCUGGGCCUCACCGAGGGGUUUGUGUCUCCACUCCCAACUAACCCACCCGGCUCCUACCUCUGUCCCUGGGGCAGGUGGCGAAACUCGCAGGCUCGCUGUCUGUGGCAGACGACGCUCAGCCAGAGGAGAAACCUGAAGGCUACCGCGAGGUUGCAGGACACCCUGGGACAGGAGUUAGCGCUGGCCCACAAGCAACUCCUGAUGGCCCGUCGCGCGGCCCUGCGCGCGCUGCUGGAAGCGGAGCAUCGCCGGUGGCGGCGGGAGCUGGGCGCGGGCGGCGGAGCGCGCGGCGCGGAGAGGCUCUGA